AUGACUAAGACUGGAGGCGGAAUAUACACCUUCUCCACGGACACGGAAUCAUCGCAGACCCUGCCAGACCUUCUCACAGCCGCUAGGGAGCGUAUUGCCUGCUAUGAGCCGCAGGGUUAUAAGGAGGAAGGCAAAUUCAAGGCAGGACUAAAUGCCUUUCUCGACUGGCUGCCGCCGGGUGGCUGGGAAUCGAUAGCAAGAGACAUCAACAAUGCGACCACUGAUAGCGAGCUCCAUGAUGUCUUUUUCAACCUCCUCACUGCCCUUGCGAUUCCCAUGAAAGCCCGGUCGAAUAGCAGUACCGUCACCGAAUCCCCACAAGCGAAUCGACUUGAGGCCGUUGAGACUGUGGCUUCAACACUAGAUGAACCACAGUACCGAGAAGAGACAUUUCGAGAGCUCUGCAAGAAGCGAGAUAGCUAUCGCUGUAUUGUCUCAGGAGAACUAGACACCAAGACUUGGAUUGAGAGAGGGAGGCCCGACAAUGAGGACAAUUGUUAUGUGGACGUAACCCAUAUAAUUCCCUUCGCAUAUGCGUCUUGGGAUAAAUCAACACCACCACCGGGCCAGCGAGCCACUGCCUGGGAGGUUCUCUAUCGGUGCUUCCCUGGCGUUCGGCAUAUCGGAAUGGCUGUCACCUCCAUCAAUGACCUGCGCAAUGGUGUCACACUGCGAGAGUCGAUACACAAGGCGUUCGGCCGUUUUGAGAUAGCAUUUAAACCCACAGGCCAUGUCAAUGUUUACGAGAGAAAGAUCUUCGGCAAUUUCCCCAAAUCUGAGCAAAGAGGUUUGCCGGGGAGCACUAGGAUCGAGCUCACACAGGCAGCCGACACAGAGGGUCUGGAACUACCCAGCGUCACUCUUCUUGAUUGCCAUUACCGACUGUGUGAGAUUUUAAAUGCGUCGGGCAUGGGCGAGAUAAUCGAAAAGCAUUGGGAUGACUGGGAGGACCUAAAGGCGCGUGGAGGGGGUGUGAUGCGACCCGAUGGAAGCUCUGAUAUCGGUCACUACCUUGAAGUCGCCUUGUGGGAGAGAGUAGUGGGUUGAUGCCUAUGAUACCUAGUGAUUUCAUAGAUUUAUUACAUAUAAUAGAGAUGAACUUCAUUCCCUU
This is a messenger RNA of Penicilliopsis zonata CBS 506.65, 1111 nucleotides long. RefSeq lists its product as hypothetical. Lineage: Eukaryota; Fungi; Ascomycota; Eurotiomycetes; Eurotiales; Aspergillaceae. The transcript is spliced from 5 exons. Bases 1 to 1047 code for a protein of 348 amino acids. The record is from RefSeq and is a predicted model, not a curated record.